UAGUUUUAAAAUUAAAAGUAUUGGAAAAACAGGAAAUUAUUUGUAAAAAAAAAAGUUUGGGGAUUUUGACAUUUUACUUGUGACCGCUAAAAAUGUUUUGGAAUUUGUUGUGGGGUAGGGGGUAAGCUCUUGCUUUGCUUCAACAUUGAUACUCUGAUAACGGCAAUAUUACAGGUUCUAAAGUACAUUUGAGCAAGUACUCAAUCUUACUUCACCUCUCGUUCUUCAAGAAAAGCCGCUUGAUAUUCGGAGACACUAGUGACUAAAGCAUGAGAUCUAAUAGGCCGCAAGGCCCACUAAGCGUGUAAUGUCAGACUUGCCGUGUUCUGAUUGCGUGGAAUUUGUCGGCAAAGCCCCAAUUCUGUAUCUUGACAUUAUCACGAACUAAUAUCCCUACGUCCAUGGACAUUAUGAAGUAGUCUUUGUUUUCAGAAUAUCGCUAAAUGCUGGACCGGAAUGGUAACAGAGAAAUGCUCUGGCCAUAAAUUUCUUAUUUCUCUGCCACUUAAAUGAUAUUACACACACACACGGCGAUGAAAAAUAAUGACAGAUCGGCUGCUAAAGGCAUCGUGGCGUUUUAUCCUGAACCACCUCAACGUCUUUUGAUUUUGCAGCGCGGUCUGUAUCAUCCGUCGCUUUCAGACGAAAUGUUGACAUAUAGCCUGCAUCUGCAGACGUUGUGAAGGGUAACAUCUUGCUUUUAACGGUGAUGGUGAUCAGCUGUGUUACAUGCGCGCGGCUGAGCGUAGACACGUACAUGGAUUUCUGGUACAGCGAAGACCACGCAACCCGAAGAAGCAGACGACGCACGAGCUCUUGUAUUGACGGAGGUCCAUAAGAUCCGAAUGUCUUAGCUACAACCAUAUAUUAUUGAUUUAUUUUUAAAACGCACUGUCUUCACACAAAAAAAUACGGGUAAAAUAUCAUCUAUGCUCAGCAUUAUAAUUUGUGUUUUAUUCGUUUGUCUAAGGAAUCGUCUACAGACAACCGAGUGGUUACUGUUAGCAAGUUCUUCAUAUUUUCCGAUCUCAAUAUUUUCCUGUUACUAAAUGGCUCGUAACACGAAGCACGUACUAACUUCAGCGCAAGACCAAGGCGUCUGCUGGAAAAAAGCAACUUGUACGAGGAAACCUAUCGCAGUAUAAACGAGGAUUUCUUUUUUAUCAAAGUAAUGAUGUAUGCAAUUUUGUAUGUGGACAGUCUAUAUAUUUUUAGUGAUUGUUCACGAGAAAGGUAGAUUAUUUUACAAAACGAUAAAUACAAACAAGUUUGUUGGAAAAUAAAUCAUGGUAUUGGGAUUUUCUUCUUUACGACGACGUUGUGGAAGACGCCGCUGGUGUUCUAUAUGUUCAUUCCUGACAGCAGUAUUGAUCAUUGUGCUAUCCAUUGCAAUACUUGGAUUCAUCUUUCGAAAGAAGAUCUUCGAUUUCGUGGCUUGCGCAGACGAGGACUCGCACCAAUUAAUCCGCGAAUACUGUCGAGUAUAUGAGGAUGGCCUGAUUACUGGCUCCCUGUGUGAACCAUUGUGUCAGACGGCUCAAGUGAGGUUCAAGAGCUGCACAAACUUUCAUGCUGGCAAGCAGGUUAUAAUGAUGCUGUGUGAUGACUUCUGUCUUCAUGACAGAGUAAUUGAAUCUGUUUUAAAGACAUCAACUAAAAACAUCUCUUCUAUCUAUAGCAGGCCUGAUAUUUUUACAAGCAUAGAGGACCAGUACUUUCUGAAGCUGACAAGAGACAUGAUUUUAGAAACAACAAAACAGGUUGGCUUUGUGCCAUUUGUGUGGGAAGGAGCUAUAGAGUUUAUGUGGGAACAAAAUUACUACCACUAUCUUAAAAGCUUGUCUAGCAUGAAUGCUAUGUUUAGAACAAUAACACUGCUGAUGGAGGAAGAUGAAUACAAAAUCAUCAAAGUUUUGGAGAGCAGUGGGCUGGUCCCUAAGAUGUAUGGAACAUGUGGACCUCUUUAUCUCCAAGAGUCUUGCCCACCUGGCAUACUUGAAACAGAAUUUUCUUUUCUAACUGAAGGGAGGUCAUCAUAUCCUUCAUGGCCAGACCGCUCAGCAGCAGCAGUGAGGCUGCUUCAGCUUGUCCCUAUACUAGAGAAGACCUUUACCGAACCUCUUCAGCUGUGUGAUGUCAAGGGAGGCAAUUUUGGUAUUUGUGCAGACAACACAGUAAGGGUCAUUGAUGUGGAUUCGGUCUUCUUUGACACGCCCUUGAUGAAAACAUUUAAUUAUUCCAAGUGCAGAACACAUGAAGAAUGCAACUUUUUUGACUGUAAAGGUGUGUGCAAUGCUGAACAUCAGCAGUGUUAUACGAUGAAGGCUAACAACAAUCUCCAGCUAAUUUGUCAAAAAAUAUUGAAGGGCAAUCUGCCAAGGCUGUUGGACUUCAGUGGCUUGUUGUCGGGGGCACCUGCAUCCGUGGCCAAGAAGCUGCGUAUUGCGUUGGAAGACUGUACUGCUCCGACAGGUGAAGACAUGCAGGUGGCCAUCUACAAGCCCAAGAUGGCUGUGCUCAGCAGGAUUCUAGAACUGCUGCUGCAAAGUCAACAUGAACUGUAGCAUCACAGAUGUGAAUGCUGAUUAUAGUAACAUAUCAUUAUAUCCUGCCUUUAAAAAUAGCUUGCUUCUUACAGCUUUAAACAAAGACAUUUUUUUGUGCACUAGUAUUCACUACCAGCUUUUAAACAUAAACAGUGCUUUCUUAUGGUCAUACAAAGAAGAUGACCUUCUCUCUUUCUUUUUGUAAAUAUAGCAUGAAUUUGUGCAUCUUCCUAAGCAUUGAAAAAUAUACUGGGACACUAUUGACUUGGCCUGGUGAAAGAAGGUGGUGUACUACCGUAUCAUAUUACACAGUUACUUGUCGUUUAGAGCAUGUUUAAUGCUUUACCUGUUUUACUGCUGAUUUGUGCGAUGCCUGAAUAUGUUUCCUAUAGCCUUUUACUGGACGUGUGGUGGCCACAGUAGCUUUGUUAUGAUGAUACAUGUAACAAGACAAUCAGCUAAUUCAGAGAUUAUUCUUCUACAGUUCUACUAUACUAGAGUACUAUCCCAUGAGAUUAAUAAGCGAACAAAGACUAUCUUCAGGUUAGAUAAACAACUUUGAAUUCCAAAUGACGUGACGUGUCAUUCUGUAAGUUACCAAAAAGUAGAAAUUCAGCAGAAGAAGGCAUGAAAAUUUGUACAAUGUACAUGUGAUAUUAUCUUACAUCAUAUUUAUCUGCUUUUGGAUUUUGUUAACAUGUCUCUUUGUUUACAUCAAGGCCUCUUCAGACCUGGUUUCUUCCUGUGCUUUUCAAAUUUGUAUGCUGACUUUCUCACACACAUAUACACAAAACAGUAAAUUAUGAGCAAAAACAUGUUUAAUGUUUAAAAAAGCUGCUUAAAUUACUGUAAAUCACAUUACUUGGAUUUAUAAUUCUAUAUAUCACCUAUAUUUAUAUAUCAUGUAAAAAGCCAGGCAACGAUAUGGAAUGCAUCUGCAAAUGGUAGGCUUAUGUUAGAGUGCAGGAGGGGAGACUGCGGGGAAUAAAUUGACGGACUCUUCAUGGUGUCUGCGCUUGAUAGUACAGGGACAGUGUUGAUAGGAUUCUUGUAUGCAUUUUGCAGAAUAGAGUUGUAGUCUUGCGUGACAAGUGUUGGUGAAGUGCUUGAUGGUUCUCAUUUUUAACAAAAUGAAACUUUAUACUUUUUACAGUAAACCUAAAAUAUGUUUUACAAGAAAGCUUAGGGUUGUGACACGUCUAUAACAAAGGCAUAUAUGCCUUCACUGAGGCCCUUCUUAACCAAGCAAAUGUUGAAAGAUUGUUGCAAAUUCACAAGACAUCCAAAAUUGGUUUCAGGGCAAAUGCUCAAGAUAUUAACAGUUUGGUCAAUAUGCUGAGCAAGAGUCCAGACUUGUUUGUCAGUACAGUGGGACUCUGGAGAUUUGACACUUUUGCACUUUGCGUGGUUAAGAAAGGCCUUUACCUCAGAAGAUUUUGGAAAUGCUUUUUUUCUGGAAUUAUAUUUUUACUGCAAAGUAC
Pomacea canaliculata is the source of this 4027-nucleotide messenger RNA. Its product is annotated as protein FAM69C-like. The transcript has 3 exons. The record is from RefSeq and is a predicted model, not a curated record. Bases 1287 to 2564 code for a protein of 425 amino acids. Lineage: Eukaryota; Metazoa; Mollusca; Gastropoda; Architaenioglossa; Ampullariidae.